Molecule: messenger RNA, 901 nt
Organism: Panicum hallii
Lineage: Eukaryota; Viridiplantae; Streptophyta; Magnoliopsida; Poales; Poaceae
Product: lipid transfer-like protein VAS
Exons: 3
Source: RefSeq, a predicted model, not a curated record
CUCGCCGCCGCCCUCGCCGUCGCCUGCGUGGCGGCGGCUUCCGCGCAGGCCGGGACGGCAGGCUCCGGCUCCGGCUCCGGCGCCGGCGGGGCGGUGCCGUCGUGCGCGGCGAAGCUGGUUCCCUGCGCGGCGUACCUCAACUCCACGUCCGCGCCGCCGGCGGCCUGCUGCGCCCCGCUCAAGGAGGCGGCGGCCAACGAGACGGCCUGCAUGUGCGCCAUGCUCCUCAACAAGGCCGCGCUGCAGGCGUUCGGCGUCGCGCCCGAGCAGGGGCUCGGCCUCGCCAAGCGCUGCGGCGUCACCACCGACGCCUCCGCCUGCGCCAAGUCCGCCACCACCGCCGCCACCGCCGGUGCAGGUGCAGCCACUGGCAGCGGCGCUGCAGCAUCUUCAGCUUCCACUGGCGGCUCUGCUUCUACAGUGACCAAACCAACAGCCAACGGAGGCGUCGUGAGGCAUCGCCUAAGCUUGACCGACGCAUCGGCCUUGGCAGGCUUCAGUUUCAUCUGGUGGGCGAUCAUGGCGUAAUAGGAGUUACCAAGCUGCUUCACAUUUGCCUGGAUAUUACCUAGAUGGUAUCAGCAGAAUUUUUUUGGUGGAUUCGGACUUGCGUAAUGUUCCACUAUGUGUGCCUAUCAUCUGGUUACAGUUACAACUUCGUUUUGGAUAGCCAGUUGGUUUCCUGUUAUUUUGUGCAGAACAUGAGAAUUUGAAGGAGAAUGGAAACAACGAAAAACAAGUUUCAGCUUCUUCAAGAAUGCACCAUGAUCAUUAUGUUAUCACGAAGAACAUUUGAAGUCGAUCGCUGUAGCCAAUAAACUGAACGGGACUUGUUUUUAUGCAUGCUGUCGAGUCUUCGAAACAAUAAAGUUUUGAACGGAAAGAACAGACUUCCAGUUCA